Trichoderma citrinoviride is the source of this 1707-nucleotide messenger RNA. RefSeq lists its product as hypothetical. The transcript has 8 exons. The record is from RefSeq and is a predicted model, not a curated record. Gene Ontology annotation, biological process: interstrand cross-link repair; protection from non-homologous end joining at telomere; double-strand break repair via nonhomologous end joining. The coding region runs from base 1 to 1707 and encodes 568 amino acids. Gene Ontology annotation, molecular function: 5'-3' DNA exonuclease activity; damaged DNA binding. NCBI's taxonomy places the organism in Eukaryota, Fungi, Ascomycota, Sordariomycetes, Hypocreales, Hypocreaceae.
AUGUCGACAUUCAACGGCCUCGUCCCCGAGUUCCCAGACAUUAGAAUUGAUUUCUUCAGACAUCACGAAGGCGUAGCACCACCCUUGGCGUGCUUCCUCAGCCAUGUCCACAGCGACCAUCUCUCUGGGCUGGAGACGCUGAGGUCUCCGUUCGUCUACUGCUCUGCAGCUACCAGAGAGAUUCUGCUACGCCUAGAGAGAUACCCUUGCCGCCUCAGCUAUGCCGAGGGCAUUCUUGAGGCGCGGCAGCAGACCUACAAGCAUCUGAGCAAGGUCAUCGGACAAGGAAAAGCGAUACUUUACACAGGAGAUAUUAGAAGCGAGCCGUGGUUUGUCAAUUCCAUCACGCGGAGUCCAGCUCUUAUCGAGUAUACCUAUGGUUUGAAGACUCUGGAUACGAUAUAUCUCGACACGUCCUUCACAGACGACAUUCCAUUCCAGACAAAGGCCGAGGGAAUUGCAGAGCUGCUACGAAAAGUCCAGAGGUACCCAAAAGAUACUGUCUUUUACAUUCAGUCUUGGACAUAUGGUUACGAAGAUGUUUGGAUUCAUGUCGAUGACUACAAGCUCCGUAUAUACAAUUCUUUGAACACAACGUCAGAAGCUCGACCCAAUUUUGGCAAUCAACUGACGUCAACUGCCGCCGCCCUAACCGGCUUCAUGUGUGGAAACACGCCUCAGCCAGGCUGCCUUACCUCGGACCAGAAUGUUCGUCUCCACAGCUGUGAAAGUGGUAACUUGUGCGCGAUUGCAAAGAAUUCCUCUGUAGUCAGAAUUCAGCCCGUUAUCGCAUCUUUCCCUGACGGCGGAGUCAUCCAGGAAGCUGGAAUAGGGGGAGGUGGCGAAGACUUGGAGCGGGAGAUGGAACUGGGGGUCCCCAGCCGGAGGGAUCUUCAAAGCUUACUGGAAAUAAUAGGUGCGAUACACAAUAUGCCAGAGGAAGCGCGGGGAGAAUGUGCUCGUAUUCUCACCGAUGCACUGGCCAGCGGACGCAACCUGCCGCUCAACAUCAACAUUUCUUCCUGUGAAGACGCCCACUCGACGGAUCUGCGACAAGCCAUACUCUCCGUCGCCAGUACCAAUAGCCGGUCAAGGGCGAUUUCUUCCCUCAAUUUCACCGAGGGUGGCAAUGGCUCCAGUCUACCAAACAUCAUACGAUUUCCAUAUUCGCGACACUCCUCUUAUGCCGAGCUCUGCCAUUUAGUGGAAGCCUUCCGGCCAAGCGAUGUAUGGCCUUGCACAUUCCAUCUAGAUGUUUGGCAGAGCAGAGGCAUGUCCGUCGAAUCGCUCUUUGGGAAGUAUUGCAGCAGCAAUAGGUUUGCGCACGACAUGAGAAUCAACAGUCUUGCGAUGCAAGGGAUCCGGCGUGCUCGUGAGGAGCCAUACUCUCAAGGAGAAAGCUGCAGAUCAAGGUCGGCUUCUCCUUUGAUUUGCACAUCACCAAGCGCUGUCCAUGGCUCAGUGUCAGCGGUCAGAGACGCCGUUAGAGAACGAUCAUUGGAGCCCCUGGUCGUCGUUGAAAGCGACAGUGUCAACGGCGAAGACGAUUCGCAAACCACUGAUGCCUCCCUCACCUCAAGCCUCUCUAUGCGUCACUCUGCGAUUAGGCGCGACGCAUACGACCGGAUGCUCCAGGGAACCGCCUGGCAUUCGAUUGAGCUCAUAUCGACCGGUUGCAAUCAUAGCUUUCCAGAGACGGAGCUUUAG